AUGACGGAGCUUUCCCUGUUCUGGGACCCAGACGAUGACCUCGAAGACGUCAGACAGUAUGCGCCGGGAGGCUACCAUCCUGUUCGUCUUGGAGAUAUCAUGCCCCCACAGCGAAUAAACUCACAAACGCAAUAUCGCAUCUUACACAAGCUUGGUCAUGGCGCUUUCGCGACGGUAUGGCUCGCCGAAACUCUACACCGGUCGUCGACGUCAUCAAGCACACGCUAUGUAGCGUUGAAAAUAUGCGCUGCACGCGCAGACCCCCAGCAUGAGCUGGACGUCUUUGCCAGACUUCCUACGGACGAGUCGCCCAAUGUCGUGCAGCUCCUCGACGGCUUUACGCUGCAAGGGCCGAACGGUAGACAUGCCGUACUCGUUCACAACGUUUUGGGAAGCUUAAAAGAUGCUGUAUGUUUGCCUGCUGGGCGGAAGCAAGUCAAAAAUUUAUGCCGACAGAUUGCUGAUGGUCUUGCUAUCAUACACCGCCAUGGCAUCGCGCAUGGAGAUAUACAUUCUAGUAACAUCGGCAUCGCCCUGCCUUCUCUCGAUGACCAUCCUUCGAGAGACAUCCUUGAUUAUUUCGGCAAUCCGGAAUGCACGAUUGUGCUCCCGACGAGGCCGCACUCGAACCCUGACUCACUGCCCCCGUACCUCGUGCGACCCAUAUCAAUCCUUGAUUAUCUGUUGAGAAACGACUCCUCGUUCGCCGAGACGCCGUUCCGCGCGCAAGUUGCUGAUUUUGGUAACGCGAUACUAGUAGCAAGCGAGCAGCCGCGUCCAUCAUGUACACCCGUAGCAGUGUGCGCACCUGAACUUCUCUUCGAGCGCGUCAUCUACGAGAUUGUCUUCGGGUCGACGCUCUUCCGUUUAGCAUCUGCCAACGACGUGACACUGGGUAAAAUGGCCACACUUUGCGGCGAAGUUCCGUCUUCGUGGCGUAGCUACUGGGAUUCGUGCGAGUCUCUAAAAAAACUCGGCAUAUCUCAAGAGACCGCAGAUGCAGAGUGGGCGCAGCGCAUAGAGCACUAUGCAGAGAACGUGCCGAAGAUAGUAGAUGACAGUACCGCAAGCAGUGAUGCUGCGCGACUUGUCUCAUUGCUUCGCUCCAUGCUGAAGAUGGAACCAUGCGCACGACCGAGUGUUGAAGAGGUACUGCUACAUCCUUGGCUCGCCUUGCAAGAGGAUGCUGCUGGGUAACGCGCCGUGCUCUGAGGUGCUCAUGAUCGUACGGCCGUCCAUAUCCGAUCCUGUUUCGGCCGUCCCAUACUGUAUAGACAAACAUCUCCCUCUUCACGUGGUUCAGUCUUACAGAAACAUGUUUGCAUAUUAUGCCACCGAUCGAGGCGCCUAGUGUUUU
This is a messenger RNA of Phanerochaete carnosa HHB-10118-sp, 1357 nucleotides long. RefSeq lists its product as uncharacterized. Gene Ontology annotation, molecular function: protein kinase activity; ATP binding. The transcript has 6 exons. Lineage: Eukaryota; Fungi; Basidiomycota; Agaricomycetes; Polyporales; Phanerochaetaceae. The coding region runs from base 1 to 1197 and encodes 398 amino acids. The record is from RefSeq and is a predicted model, not a curated record. Gene Ontology annotation, biological process: protein phosphorylation; spliceosomal complex assembly; regulation of mRNA processing.